AUGGACAGCAGCAAUAUUGGGACAUCACCACUAACACAGAGGCAGAGGCAGACAGAGGCAGAUCCGGGUUCUUCCCACCUGGAGGACAUCACCACUAACACAGAGGCAGAUGUUCUUCCCACCUGGACAUCACCACUAACACAGAGGCAGAUCUGGGUUCUUCCCACCUGGAGAGGCAGAGGUUCUUCCCACCUGAAUGUGGACAUCACCCCUAACACAGAGGCAGAUCCGGGUUCUUCCCACCUGGAGGUUGAGGACAUCACCACUAACACAGAGGCAGAUCUGGCUUCUUCCCACCUGGAGGUUGUGGACAUCACCCCUAACACAGAGGCAGAUCUGGCUUCUUCCCACCUGGAGGUUGAGGACAUCACCACUAACACAGAGGCAGAUCUGGCUUCUUCCCACCUGGAGGUUGUGGACAUCACCCCUAACACAGAGGCAGAUCCGGGUUCUUCCCACCUGGAGGUUGUGGACAUCACCCCUAACACAGAGGCAGAUCUGGCUUCUUCAUACCUGAAUGUGGUGGACGUCACCCCUAAUACAGAGGCAGAUCUGGGUUCUUCCCACCUGAAUGUUGUGGACAUCACCCCUAAUACAGAGGCAGAGCCCAUCUCUUCCCUCUUGGAGGUUGUGGACGUCACACCUGAAGAAAGGACUCUCACGAUGGCCGUCUUCGCCACUCUGCCAGCUGACAUCCAAGCAGAGGAUGUUGCUGUGGUCAUCCCGGAUGUCACCCCACACGUCACCAAGGACGUAACACUGGAUGUUCCAUGCAGAGCUAGGAAAGGGGCAGUCCUGCGAUUGUUUUGCAGGCUUUGGAGGGCAGUGUGCUGCUGCGCCUGCCACAAGGAAGAGGAGGAACAAUAUUAAUUAUUCAUCACACCUGCAGAAAUGGGAUUGAACCAUAGACCAUUAAAUUAUUCGCAUUUUAUUUUCUAUAAAAAGCAUUUAUUUUCUAUAAACUUUCACUUUGCAAGUGUGGAGUAGGUUGUGUAAAUAAGUGGGAAACAUCCCAAUUUUAAUGCUUUGAAUAAUUUACUUUGUACAUUAAAAAAAUAUGUAUUAUUUCACA
Oncorhynchus nerka (sockeye salmon) is the source of this 1072-nucleotide messenger RNA. RefSeq lists its product as uncharacterized. NCBI's taxonomy places the organism in Eukaryota, Metazoa, Chordata, Actinopteri, Salmoniformes, Salmonidae. The record is from RefSeq and is a predicted model, not a curated record. Bases 1 to 870 code for a protein of 289 amino acids. The transcript has 3 exons.